AUGCUCGGCCUCCUGGCGCUCAGCUCCGCAUCUGCGGGGCUGUGGAGCUCCUGCGACCGGUCCGAGCAGAGCAAGCCACGGCUGCGCGCCGGACUCGCCUACCACGUCGUGGGGUCCCUGUUCUGCCUCGUGCUGCUUCUGCUGGCGGUCCCGGGCCUGCACAGGCAAACGCGGUGGGACUGCGCGCUGGCCGCGCUCCAGGAGGGUGCCGUCGGAAUCAUGCACGACAUCGCGUCGCAGCGCAGCAAGAUGCACACGGCCUCGCAAGGGGUCCUCGUGCGUCUGGGGGCACUUGACAGCUGGCUGGCGCACGUCUCGGAGGACAUCAAGCGUGACAGCGUCACCGAGGGCGAGAAGGAGAUGGUCUACUACAAGCAGCUGUGGCGCCACGCCGACGCGAACCUCAUCAAGCAGAAGCUGGAGCAGCUCGAGCGGAUAGCGGACCACCUCGUCGAGGUCUGA
This is a messenger RNA of Pedinophyceae sp. YPF-701, 462 nucleotides long. The record is from the annotation of a GenBank genome assembly. NCBI's taxonomy places the organism in Eukaryota, Viridiplantae, Chlorophyta, Pedinophyceae.